GAUUCUCACAAAACAAUCGAAACCAUUAAUUCUAUCUCAUAUCAAACUUUCAUUUCCUCCCAAAACCCUAAUGGAUGUCAUUGAAACCUCACAACCCUCUACAAACAUUGCCAUGCACCCUGAAAAACAACAAAAUAACUCAAUGCCACCACUAAAAUAUGGUGAAUUUAUAGCAACCCUACCAAUGAGAAAUGACUGGAAAUUCAUGCCUCUUCACCUGUACCAAGGUGCAUGGUACUUCACCAUUUACCUAGAUGCUGUUUUAGAAGCUCAGGAGAAGUUUCAAGCUCAACCUAACGACGUUGUCAUUUGUACUUACCCUAAAACCGGCACUACUUGGAUUAAGGCCUUAGUUUUCGCCGUAACCACACGCUCUCGCUACCCGAUUUCUGAGAGUCCUCUGUUGACAUCUACACCGCAUGAUUUGGUUCCAUUUUUGGAAAUUGAGGAGUCUCGGGGAGAAACCUGCGCUCGUGACCUGGAAAACCCGCUCGUCUCAACUCAUAUUCCUUAUCAUUCCUUGCCAGAAUCUAUAGAGACACUGGGAUGCAAGAUUAUUUAUCUUUGCAGGGAUCCGAAGGAUGUGUUAGUUUCAAUGUGGCAUUUCUUUAGAAAAAGACUGCCCGAAGGAAUCGACAAAGACGCGUAUCUUAGUAUGGAAGAUUCUUUCGAUUCGUUUUGCGAAGGAGCUGCCUUUAAUGGACCUUAUUGGGAUCAUGUUGCUGGGUACUGGAAGGCCAGCCAGGAAAAUCCUGACAAGGUUUUGUUCAUUAAAUAUGAAGAUUUGAAAGAGGACAUCGUUCCGAAUGUUACGAAGCUGGCCGAGUUUCUUGGCUGCCCUUUUACUUCCGAAGAGGAAGAACAAGGCGUAGUUCAACAAAUUAUCGAUUUAUGCAGUUUCGAGAGUUUGAGCAAUACAAAGGUGACCGAAGAAGGUAAUUACAGUUCAAAUUCGCCUUUUGUCAUCAAGAACAGUUUAUUUUAUCGAAAGGGUGAAAAGGGAGAUUGGAAAAACUAUUUUACUGAAGAAAUGGGUGCUCGUUUGGAUCAAAUUAUUGAAGAAAAGUUGAGUGGAUCUGGCUUCUCAUUCCUUUCGCCACAGUGAUUCAAGUGAUUGGCUUUUUUUUCUUCUCAAUUUUAUAUGUUUUUAGUUUGAAAGAAUAAAAAUGGAUAUGAAAAAGCUAUGGCAUCAGCUUGUUGCGUAGCUUUUUGUGUAAUAUCCAGUAAUGAUAUGCUUGUUUUAUUUUCGAGUUUUCUAGUUUGAUGUAUUUAUUAUUUAAAUGAAAUACUAGUGUGUGUUUAUUUUCUA
Mercurialis annua (annual mercury) is the source of this 1309-nucleotide messenger RNA. RefSeq names its product flavonol 3-sulfotransferase-like. Bases 71 to 1105 code for a protein of 344 amino acids. Gene Ontology annotation, biological process: sulfation. Gene Ontology annotation, molecular function: sulfotransferase activity. Lineage: Eukaryota; Viridiplantae; Streptophyta; Magnoliopsida; Malpighiales; Euphorbiaceae. The record is from RefSeq and is a predicted model, not a curated record. The transcript has a single exon. Gene Ontology annotation, cellular component: cytoplasm.